Molecule: messenger RNA, 3140 nt
Organism: Tachysurus fulvidraco (yellow catfish)
Lineage: Eukaryota; Metazoa; Chordata; Actinopteri; Siluriformes; Bagridae
Gene: sfswap
Product: splicing factor SWAP
Exons: 18
Coding region: 327-3131 (934 amino acids)
Biological process (GO): RNA processing; mRNA 5'-splice site recognition
Molecular function (GO): RNA binding
Source: RefSeq, a predicted model, not a curated record
GAUACAUCAAACUCGUGUAAACAGGGAUUGCAAUAAUAACUAUCAUUUAAUAAUGAAAUAAUGACUAUCUUUUUUUCAUACCAGUGAAAAUAUUUUCAAAAAAACAAAACGGUGUAUAAAAGCAAAAUAACGAAUACGCGAAGGAGGUAAAAGCCCAGAUAUGCUCAAGCCGAGAGAGCGACAACUGUAGUGUUUUGAACAUAGCAGCUAGCAGCUAGCAGCUAACAGGCUAUUCCUGAUAGUUGUUCGUUUUAAAACGGAAGAAUUUCCAGCUGGUUAUAUUUAUGUUGUUCGGGUAGGUGUUUAGGCUCGAACCUCAGUGGGAAAUGUAUCGCAGAGGACCGAGUAAAGUGGACAAACCGCCGAAGGAGGACGGCGCUAGCAGCAAGUACGCCGAGUUGCUGGUGUUCGGCUACGCGUGCAAGCUGUUUCGGGACGAUGAGAGGGCCACAUACCACGAGCAGGGCAAACACCUGAUCCCGUGGAUGGGAGACAACAAGCUCAUGAUCGAUAGAUACGACGGCCGUGGUCAUUUACAUGACCUUUCGGAGUACGACGCAGACUCGUGGAAUCAGAACUACCAGCUUUCUGAAGAAGAAGCGAGGAUCGAAGCUCUGUGCGAUGAGGAGAGAUACCUGGCCUUGCACACUGACCUACUGGAAGAGGAGGCCAGGCAAGAAGAGGAAUAUAAAAGGCUAAGUGAGGCUUUGGCUGAUGAAGGUUCCUACAACGCAGUGGCUUUCCGCUACAGUGCUGAUUACUAUGACCCCUCGCAGCCCACUGAGGAAGAGGACAAAGACAACGAGUCCGAUCCUCAGGAAGAAGGCGGCGAAGAGCCGUUCGUAGCCCCCCCCGGAUUGAUCAUACCCUCCGACGUAGAGCUGCCUGCGACCAUUAAGACCCACGCCAUCAUCGAGCGUACUGCUAACUUUGUGUGCAAGCAAGGGGCCCAGUUUGAGAUCGUGCUGAAGGCGAAGCAAGCCGGGAACUCGCAGUUCGACUUCCUGCGCUUCGACCAUUACCUAAACCCCUACUACAAACACGUUCUACGAGCCAUGAAGGAGGGACGAUACACACCCACCUCUGAAAGCAAACAGGACCAGACUCGGGAUUCCAAAUCAGGAAAUUCCGACGACGACGAUGAUGACGACGAUGACUGCGAUGGCAAUUAUCUCCAUCCCAGCUUGUUUGCAACCAAGAAGAACUCCCGUCUAGAGGAAAUAAUGAAGCCUUUACAGGUCAUGGACCCAGACCAUCCUUUGGCCGCACUAGUUCGCAAAGCAAAGCAGGAGAAGAAUGGGAACAUGGCCAUCACCCCCAAGCCCGAGGAAGCGGUUGCAGCACAAGUGCCCCCAACAGAGUACACCACUGAUCCAAACAUGGCAGCGCUGUAUUAUGGGUAUUGCGUGCUGCCCGAUGGGACAUACUGCCUGGCACCACCACCACCUGGCAUCGAUGCCAGCGCCUAUUACAACUCGAUGCCUGCUGGCAUGAUGCCCACUCACUCAGCGUCCCCAGCUCCUCCACCCCCGGGAACCACACCUCCUCCACCUGACUCUGCCGUUACGGUCCCAUCAGCUCCAACAGCUGCUCCCGCUCUACCCCCUGCGCCCGCUCCCAUGGCUCAUGCUGCACCUUCUGCUUUCUACAGUUCAAGCUCUUCCACUACACAGACGAGCGUUAGCCAGACGACUUCUUCGGCCGCAGCGAUCAUCCCUCCGCCACCAGACAUCCAGCCUGUGAUCGAUAAGCUGGCUGAAUACGUAGCCAGAAACGGCGUAAAGUUCGAGAGCAGCGUGCGUGCUAAAAACGACCCACGGUUUGACUUCCUCCAGUCUUGGCACCAGUACAACACUUACUAUGAAUUCAAGAAGCACUACUUCAUGCAGAAAGAAGCCUCAAACCAGCCUCAGGGCUCUGCAGUCCAUAAGGGUGGCAGCACUGCAAGCUGUGCCUCUGAAAAGGAGUCUAAUGAGGGCAAACUAAUUAAAGCAUCCUUUGCACCCAUCUGCUUUGCGAUAAAGUCCAAAGAGAAUGACUUGCUGCCUCUGGAAAAAAACCGCGUGCGUCUGGACGAUGACUCGGACGAGGACAGGGCGAGAGAGGAACAACAGGUGGGGGCGGAGCAUAGCAUGGGUGGGGUGGAGAAACAAAGUGAGGCUCCUCCUCCACAGCCUGAGGAGAAAAAGCCAACUCUUUCGCAGGAAGAGUUGGAGGCCAAGCAAGCCAAGCAGAAGCUAGAGGACCGUUUGGCAGCUGCAGCACGUGAGAAGUUGGCUCAGGCCUCCAAAGAGUGGAAGGAGAAGCAGCUGCAAGCCGAACGCAAACGGAAGGCCGCUCUGUUUUUGCAGACGCUGCGUGGUCCCGAAGCUGAGCUCAAACAAGCCGACGAGUCUUUCACUCUUCCCGAGCAAGAGAUGUCCUCCAUCCCAGCUGGGCACGUCAUCCAGAUGCCACUUUCUGAAUAUCCGCCUCCAGACCCCUCCGUGAGGCACACCGAUCCCCCUGCUACCAACCUGCCUCUGUCUUCUUCAGCCACCUCUUCCUCUGCUCGAGAGCGGGACCGGAAUAGAGAUCGAGAUAAGAAGAAGAAAAAACACAAAAGAAGGUCGCGGUCCAGGUCGCGGUCCAGAUCCAAAGCUAAGCACUCGCUACCGAGUGCAUACCGCAGCUAUAAGAGAGCCAGAUCCCAAUCCCAUUCUCCCAGCAAGAGAGAGCGGCAUCGUGAGGAAAGAGAAAGGGAAAGAGAGCGUUUUGGAGGCAGCACCUAUCGCAUUGGCAACAGCCCAAGCCUGGGAAGGAAGCGGUCGAGGUCCAGAUCCAGAUCACCUCACGAAAGGAGAAAGAAGAGGUCCUCAAAAUCAGUACAUCACUCAAGGGGUUCCUGCAAUUCACCCACAGCCUCAUCAGACAGGAGUAGAGCAAUAAGGAAAGUCUCCACCCACACCGCUAGCUCCUCCCCUACAUCUAGCCCAACAUCUAGCUUAAGGAGCUCCAGGGACGCAUCCCAGGAAAAAGACAAGCAGGUGUCGUCGACCAUUAUUUCUUCAGUUCAGACCAAAAUCACUCAGGACCUCAUGGCAAAAGUACGAGCAAUGCUGGCCAAAGGCCUGCAGCCCAACCCAUCCUGAGAGGUGUGG